Messenger RNA from Populus nigra (black poplar), 1454 nucleotides. RefSeq lists its product as uncharacterized. Bases 84 to 1250 code for a protein of 388 amino acids. The transcript is spliced from 6 exons. Gene Ontology annotation, cellular component: Golgi apparatus. The record is from RefSeq and is a predicted model, not a curated record. NCBI's taxonomy places the organism in Eukaryota, Viridiplantae, Streptophyta, Magnoliopsida, Malpighiales, Salicaceae.
UCAAACCGGAUUCGGUGAAAAAGAACAUCUUCAUCUCCCAAGUACACAACAACUCACGUUCAGGCAAGGACAGCAGAAAGUCAAUGUCUUCCUCGUUCUUGCCAUCGACGUCUUUUGCAACUCAAAGAAGAACAUCCCAGAAAUUAGGAAACCCAAAAACUGCCGGACCCCUUGAUCCGUGUAUAACUCCUGCUUCAAAUCCCAGACCCAUCUUUCAGUUUCUAGCUUUUGGAUUGAUUAUAUUCCUCGCCUUGCUUCAGUUACUACCUGCCACUCAUUUUCGAGACCCAUUCGACCCUUCUAGAAACUGGGCUCCUCUCCAUUCUAAUCCUUCUUCUCCAUUGAGGGAGUUUAGGGAUGCAAGAAAUGGUGAUGCAGGUGGAGAUGAUGGAAUGGUGCAUGUUGUUUCAUGGAUGGAUUGUUUAGACCUCAGAGCUCUUGCAGUUCUGGCAAAUUCAACUCUGUCAAGCUCAAGCCAUCCAGAUUUGGUUUUCUUUCAUUUCUUUAUUCCUGGAGGGAAUGAAGACAAAGUGUCUUUCUAUAAGUUGAAGGUCUUGUUUCCACAUUCAAACCUUGAAAUUCAUGGGCAAGAGCAGGUUAAAGAAAUAAUGAGGACUGUUUUUUCUGGGGGACAAUAUGCUGAACCCAGUUAUGAGGAAAUAGUACCUUUUAUCAUACCCACCGUGCACAAUUUCUUGAGAAAAUUCAUAUACGUCUCAGCGAAUGUAAUUAUGAAGGCUAGAGUUGAAGAACUAAUUGGAGUUGACUUGAACAACUAUGCCAUAGCAACAGCUGAAGACUGCUCCCAAAGAUUAAAAAAUUAUGUGAAUUUAGAUGUGUUGGAUGCUAUUCAGAGAUCGGCUUCAAAGGCAUGGGUAUCUGAGACACCUUAUGCUAAGGAUUCUUGUUUGCCAGACUUCAGCGUACUAGUUAUUAAUGCGAGGAAAUUAGAAAAAGAUUUUGUCGAGAUCGUCUUAUGGUGGAGCAAAGCUCUGAAUUUGAGGGAAAGGACCAAUAAAAAAAAUGUAGCCGUUGCAUUAGCACUCUACAAUAGUUAUCUCAAGCUUUCUUCAUCUUGGCUGGUCAAGGAUUUCUCAUCAUCCCAAGUUAACAACAGUAUGAUUAUCCACUACGAUGGGCCCAAGACUAGUUGUAAGGAAUCCAUCAAUGGUACUGCCUCGGAAUACAGUCAUGGCAAUGUCUGGACUCGGUACCUUCCUUCAACCUCAGAUCGAAUCUUGGGCAGCUAGGAUAGGUACCUCUGUAACAAUGCAGAAGCAGGGCGUGGGAUGAAAUUCGCCUUGAGAUGUAUAAUAAGGCACUUGAUGUUGUAAGUCAGAUUGAACAUGAAAAUGUACAUCUUUGAGAUAAUUGAACAUUUAAUUAUUUUUUUUCUUUGCUCUGAUGUAAUUGAUACAUAUCUAAUAUGAAUGGAAAUUUUUUCCACAGUAAAA